Molecule: messenger RNA, 844 nt
Organism: Lolium perenne
Lineage: Eukaryota; Viridiplantae; Streptophyta; Magnoliopsida; Poales; Poaceae
Source: RefSeq, a predicted model, not a curated record
AAUGUCGGGAGGCCUCACUGAUGUCUUCGAUGCCGCUGCUGCGGUGGAUGCGGCGCCAGGUCGCCGACGAUGUCCAGGGCCGGUGUGCGGAAGAGAUCAGACAGGCCGUUGCCAUGGCACAGGGCGACGUCAAGCCUUUCAGCCGUGCCGGCACGGACCACCUCGCAUAUGUCCUCCCCUAUGGCCGCCUCCCUGCUCUUCCCCACGCCCCUCCUCUUGGUGACAAGUUGUGCUGCUCCUCGACGGCUCGGCCAGCAAGCUCAUCGAAGCCGUCGACAAGGGGAGGUCCUCAGCAUCGCGAGCACCUGCGAGGGGGUGCCGUUCUUCAUGGCAGGGGCAAGCUGCGUGGUGGCUCCUUGGCCGCCGUGGGGCUGCUCCGCGACCCGCGGCCAUGCUGCUAAGAUGGAGUCCGUAUGCGCUGCCGUGCUGCGCUUCGCCGACGUGCCGGUGCGGAUGCUAGCGAGCAGCCGCGAGCUCGACCGAAUCAGGGUCAAUUUCGACGCUGCUGAGAUCUUGCUGCCGGGCGCACCUGUUCGGCGUGUACCUGGCCGGUCCCGCUCCCCUCCUCCACAUCUGCGCAUCUUGUCCCCAUGGUCGCCGCCGCUAUCCGCAUCUUGGCUGCCCCUUGCUGCUGCAUUGCUUAUGUUCCGGUUCUUGUGCAAUAUUUUAACCGAGUUGGGCAUUUUUUCGAUAGAACUAUUUGCCAGAAAUGGCAGGCCACAAUGGACAUGGAAAACAAAAAAGGAGAAGCCAUGUUGAUUGUGUGCCCAGACUGAUUAUAUGUAUAUCCAUUCUCUGUCCAUCCUGUGUGCUCCUUUAUAUUUAAGCUUUGAUAAAUAUUUGC